Molecule: messenger RNA, 579 nt
Organism: Tachysurus fulvidraco (yellow catfish)
Lineage: Eukaryota; Metazoa; Chordata; Actinopteri; Siluriformes; Bagridae
Gene: pmch
Product: pro-melanin-concentrating hormone
Exons: 3
Coding region: 26-484 (152 amino acids)
Biological process (GO): chemical synaptic transmission; behavior
Molecular function (GO): type 1 melanin-concentrating hormone receptor binding; melanin-concentrating hormone activity
Source: RefSeq, a predicted model, not a curated record
UCUGGUGCAAGCAAAUUCAGUCAUCAUGAUCAACUCAUCCUUACUCAUUCUUGCACUUGCGCUCAACCUAUUUGUUCGCUCAUCAACCUUAGCUUUGCCUGCGAGUAGAAUCAAAGAUGACUCAGCAAACCAAGAUAGCUUUAAUUCUGUGAUGGACGAAGAUGCAGUGAAUGUAGCAGGACCUGGUGAUUCUUCCCCAAGGAGAUUCCCUCUUGUAGAGAGAAGGCUGGCUGAUGAAGAUGGCACUAAGAGGAUCUUUAUCCUUUCAGAUUUGGGAUCAAAAGGGGCUUCUUGGAGUGACGCAAGCUCUGGUUUUGGACGAGCAUUUCCCGUGCUAUCACCAUGGAGAAUUGACCGCGCUCUUGCUGCAACUCAGAAGAAUGAGUGGCACAAUGCAGAUGAUCUCAUCCCCAUGGCCAAGAGAAACACGGACAAUAAGAUGCUUUGGUGCAUGAUCGGGAGGGUGUACCGUCCCUGCUGGUAGGCUUGAAGAUGGAAGAUGGGAAAAACACAGCCACGACUUACCUUAUGACUCGAUCUGGUCAUAUUCAUCCAAAUAUAUUCACAGAACCAAAAUAA